Symbiodinium sp. CCMP2456 is the source of this 957-nucleotide messenger RNA. The record is from the annotation of a GenBank genome assembly. NCBI's taxonomy places the organism in Eukaryota, Dinophyceae, Suessiales, Symbiodiniaceae.
AUGGAUGAGGUGCACAGCCCAGGCGAGAUUGCUUCCUUGGUCCGGCUGGCGGAGCACCUAGAAGGUGCCUACGAGAAGGAUGACUCUCCGGAGCUCGCAGAAGCCAUGGACUUUUUCAUCGAGGCACACUCCCAGCGCUACGUUUUCAGGGACACACGCUAUGGGGCCAUGGAUCGCUACGUCCAGCUCUUUCGCCGCUUGCAAGAGGAGCUUCGGCAGAUCAUAUGUUCGCAGCACAAGGAGAAGAAGGGGCGGGUGUUCACUUUGAGGAUACUGCAGUGCUUGCGGUUACUCACGCGCGAUCCCGACUUCCAGCUUGCGCUGCUUGAAAAGGGGUGGAAGAAGUCGGCUUUCGAGGAGACGGAGCUUCCCAUGCAAAGCACGCAAGAGCGUGGUCGUGAGCUGCCGACGCCGGUGCCACCAGCCUGCUACCGGGUGAUGGCACCAGAUCUUCCGGGGCUGCCACCACCGAGCCUUCGUUCAGGAGCCUGUGCAUCUCCUCGAACCAGGUGGAGGAGCCCUGAGCCCAUGAAGAGGUCUCCCUCUGCGGAAGUUCUGGAAGAGGUCGCAUGCACAGGGCCGGGCUACCUGGCAGAUGUUCAAGCUGAGCGCGAGCGUUUCCGGCUCCCUCCAUUGGAAAUGAGGAGUGAGAGAAGCCAAAAGUCUGCAUACGCCCUUUCCAGCAGCCGUGCCCCAGAAGUACUGAGGAUUUUGCCGGAGCUUGUGUCGGAAUACCUUGCAGAGGUGGAAGGCGGCUUUGGACAAGGAAUACAGUUCUACGAAGCCUCUACCAGUGGGAUCGCCAACAGGCUUGCCGUCACCGUGGCUGGCCUCUGCGUCUCUGAAAUCGCUGGCAUGCUCAAUCGCUAUGCGAGCACAGAGGACAGGCGGAGCCGACUGGCAGAGAUGGGUGUGCGGAUUCCCGGUUUUGUGCGUGUCUGGGGCUUGUGUUGCUGA